Molecule: messenger RNA, 8393 nt
Organism: Nymphalis io (European peacock)
Lineage: Eukaryota; Metazoa; Arthropoda; Insecta; Lepidoptera; Nymphalidae
Exons: 5
Coding region: 166-8271 (2701 amino acids)
Source: RefSeq, a predicted model, not a curated record
AUAAGAUAAUUUUAAGAAAACAUAAAAGUGCUGUUUUAAUUAUCGGAAGUAAAUUAUAUAUUGUAAUAAUUAUCCAAACAUUGUUAUAAUCGAACAAGAUAAAUAUAUAUUAAACACUUCCUAUUCAGUUAUAUAUUCGAAAAAUAUUAAACAAUUUAACAAUACAUGAUGGUGGACAACAAAUCCCUGGAUUUAAAAGACCAAAACUAUUGCGAAAUCAUGUCAGAAGACGAAAACAAUCAAAAAGUAUCUUUGGAAAAUAUUAGAGAAGUAGAGUUAUCGAUCAUUUAUGUAAGAAAAAAAAUGUUAAAAAUUAUCGGCGAUUUUAAUACUACACCUAACAUACAUUUCAAGCAAAGAAAAAAAUUGUAUAAAUAUAAUAAAUUUAAAGUAUUUAGAUGCACGAAACAGCAAAUAAAGUCUUAUACUAAUAAGGACGCUUGUAUACAUUACAAAUCAUCAUGUCGAAAUUAUAAGAAAAUGAACAGUAUGCCAAUUUUAAAUAACCUACAAAAUGAACACAGCACAAGUUCUAGUGCAAAAAGUUGGAACAAUUUUUUAUCGUCAAAUCCACGUAAUUUCAAUUCUAAUUUUAUAGUUAAUACCUUAAUUACAUCGCAGUAUCAAAAUUCAGAAGGUCCUUGUUUAAAUAAUUAUUUAUUCAUAAGACCUUGCUGGAAAGUAUAUCGCUGCCAACUCAAUACUAAAGAAGAAACCUGUUGCUGUUCAUGUAAUUCUGAUGCUAUGUUCGAAGUAAUGAAAAGUCUGUACGACUGCUAUAAAAAGAAAAAUUGUGACAAUUGUAACUGUAUUCUGUGUGGACAUUUACCAAGAGAAGAACGACGUCUAGGGGAAUUACGAAAAAAAGGAGAACUAUCGCUCGGCGCGAUUUCUGAAUUUAUGCAACAAGGUUACAUAAAAAAAUUACCACCGGAAAAAGUAGAGAAAUUAAAUGCAGAGGGCCUUUUGACGCCGUUGAAAGGAAAAAAUUUAGAUAAAAAGGAAGAAAUAUUAAGAGGAUUAGCAAUGAAUGGCAUCCCUUUGCCAAAGGGUAAAACAGCAUCUGAUAUAAAGUUAAUAGAUAAAAUUAGAAGGGAUAUUGGUCUUCCACCUGAACCGAAAUCUCCAUCGGCCAAAAAGAAAUAUGAAAAAGCUGUGGCUUCGGGUCUUAUAACGCCUCUUUUCGGAAAGUCUCCAUCUGAGAAGGAAAGAAUUUUAAAAGGCCAGGCUGAUUUAGGCUUAGCCCUACCGAUAGGACAAACAACAUCAGAAAAAAAAUUGAUAGCUAAGUUAAAAGGUUUGAAAGCCCCAUCAUCGAAAUUAUUACGAGACAAAACGCCUGCAGAAAAAGAAAAAGUUAUUAAAGAUCUCGCAAUGAAAGGCAUGCUUCCAGAAGGAAAAACUUCGUCUGAAAAAGAUUUAAUUGAAAAAGUUCGUACUGAAGUUGGCCUUCUACCUGCACCUAAAACUUCAUUGGACAGAAAGAAAUAUGAAAAAGCUAUAGCUUCAGAUCUUACAAAACCUCUCGUAGGGAAAACUGCAUCUGAAAAAGAAAAAAAAUUAAGAGAGCAAGCCAAAAUAUUCUUACCAGAAGGUCGAACUCCAUCUGAAAAAACUUUAAUUCCUAAAGUAAAAGAAGAAUACACACCAGAUAGAAUUAAAAGGGCAAAAACAGGCAAGAUUACACCUUUGGCUGGAAAAACGCCAGAACAAAAAGAAAGUAUAUUAAGAGAAUUAAUAAUGCAUAAAAUUCCUCUUCCUGAAGAUAAAACACCCUCCGAAAUACAAAUUUUUAAAAAAGUUCGUAAAGACCUCGGUUUGCCACCAGAACCGAAGUUAAAACAUGAAAAAGCUAAGUAUAAUGAAGGUAUUACUGCCGGUUUAAUUACUCCUCUAGAAGGUAAAACUCAAUCUCAAAAAGAAAAAAUACUUCAAGCACAAGCUGACAUGGGAAUUCAACUAUCGGAGGGCCGAACUGCCUCUGAAAAAUCUCUUAUAAAACGAAUAAAAAAAAAAUCAUUACCUCCAGAAAAACGGAAAAAACUCGAUGAAAAAACUUUAAAAGUUUUAAAAGAAGGUAAAGGACCAAGUGACGAAUGCAUAUGUGGAGUAAUAGCAUCUGAAUUAGCAUAUGCAACACCAUCACAAAAAGAAAAAAAAAUAAGAGAACUUGCAAUGCAGGGUCCAUUACCAGAAGCUAAAACAGCCUCAGAAAAAAAAUUAUAUGAGAAGGUACAAGCUGAUCUAAAAUUACCUUCUGUACCAACAACACCGUCUUUAAAAGAAAAAUAUCCGAGAGCCCAAGAUGCUGGCGUUAUAAUGCCAUUAGAAGGUAAAACUAAAUCACAAAAGGCGAAAAUUUUAGUGAAACAAGCAGAAAUGGGUAUACCUCUGUCCGAGGGACGCACACCUUCAGAAAAAGCUUUAGUUAAUAAAGUUCGUGCAACCGUGAAACCAAUAACCGGCAAAACUCCAGAGGAACAAAAGAAAAUUCUAAGAAAUAUAGUUAAGGCAGGACUGCCUUUGCCAGAAGGCACAACGCCUUCCGAAAAACAAAUUAUUAAGCACGUAAAAAAUGACUUAGGUAUCCCGACAGUUAUCCCUUCAGAACAAUUCCUUAAGGCUAAAGCUGCACCGUUAGAAGGUAAAACAAAAGCUCAAAAAGAAAAAAAGUUGAGAGAUAGAAUUGCUACAGGCUUACCUCUUCCUGAAGGCGUGACACCAUCCGAUAAAGAGUUAAUUAAACAAGUUAAAGAAUCCACGGGCUAUAAAACACCAAAAUACCCAUCGAAAAUUAUUAAAAAAAAAUCAGUUGGACUCCUAACACCCUUAGAAGGUAAAAAAACGUCUGAAAAAACUAUUAUUGACAAAAUGAAAGAAGAAGUAAAGUUUACACCUGAAAAAAAGCCAUUGUCUGCUAAACUGAGGGGGGCAAAAGCGGGAGGAUUAUUGACACCACUAGAUGGUAAAACAGCUGCACAAAAAGAAAAAAUUUUAAGGGGAUUGGCGAAAGCUGGGAUCCCACUACCUGAAGGAAAAACAAAAUCAGAGAAAAACAUUAUUGAAAAGGUACGAGAAGAUGUUGGUUUACCACCGGAACCAAAAGCGUUAUCGUUAAAAGAAAAAAUUAAACAAGCUCAAAUAGAUGGUAUUGUAACGCCUUUAGAAGGGAAGACACCUGCUGAAAAAGAAAAAAUACUAAUAAAAAUGCACGAUGCAGGUAUACCACUACCAAAGGGAAGAACAGCGUCAGAAAAAUCGUUAGUUAAGAAAAUCAAAGCCAGACCUCGAAGAGUGAAAGAAGCCUUAUCUGAAAAAUUAAGGAAAGCUAAAACUGCAUCAUUUUUAACACCAUUAGAAGGUAAAACAACUGAACAAAAGGAACGUAUUUUAAGGGGAUUGGCGAAAACUGGAGUUCCAUUACCCGAAGGGAAAACGAGUUCAGAGAAAAAAAUAAUUGAAAAGGUUCGAGAAGAGGUUGGUUUACCACCAGAACCAAAAACGCCAUUGCUAAGAGAAAAAAUGAAACAAGCCCAAAUAGACGGCUUUAUAAUGCCUUUAGAAGGAAAGACGCCUGCUGAAAAAGAAAAAAUACUACUGAAAAUGCAUGAAGCAGGUAUACCACUUCCAAAAGGAAGGACAGCAUCUGAAAAAUCUUUAGUAAAAAAGGUAAAAGCUGGUGUUAUAACUAGGCCCUAUAGAGUAUCAUCUAAGAAAUUGAGAGAAGCUAAAGCUUUAGGCUUAUUAACCCCACUAGAAGGCAAAACCUCUGCCCAAAAAGAAAGAAUUAUAACAGGAUUGGCUAAGGCUGGUUUACCUUUACCUGAAGGGAAAACAGCAUCUGAAAAAGCAUUAAUAAAUAAGGUUCAUGAAAAAAUAAAAAAAAUAGACAAGAAAUCAGCAAAAACUUUAAAAGAAGGAAAAGGCCCCAGUGAUGAAUGUAUUUGCGAUAUGUUGACACCGAUGACACCAUCAAAAAAAACAAUUUCAAUGACAACACUUAUUGGAAAAACACCAGAAGAAAAAGAAAGAUACCUCAAAGACAUAGCUUUGCAAGGAAUCCCGCUUCCGGAAGCAAAAACUAAGUCAGAUAAAAAACUUAUCAAUAAGAUUCGCGCUGAUAUAGCGUUACCACCAGAGCCAACAACACCUUCCUUAAAGAAAAAAUAUUAUAAAGCCUUGGAUGCAGGAUUAAUAACGCCCUUACAAGGAAAGUCCGUAGGUCAAAAAGAAAAAAUUCUGCGCAAACAGGCGGGAAUGGGCCUGCCUCUACCGGAAGGUAGAACUCCUUCAGAAAAGGAACUUAUAGCAAAAGUCAGAGCAACGACGCCUCCACUUUCAAAAGUUCAUAUACCAUUAAAAUCGGAAAAAAUGCAUAAGGCAAAAGCUGCCGGGAUACUAACACCUUUACAAGGUAAAUCACCCGAACAAAAAGAAAAAAUUCUUAAAGGAUUAGCUAUGCAUGGAAUGCCUUUACCUGAACCUACAACAAGCUCAGAAAGAAAUAUUAUUGAUAGAGUGCGUGCUGAAGGCGGUCUUCCUCCAGAGCCAAAAACACGACAAGAGAGACAGAAAACUACUAGAGCUAUCGCUGAUGGAAUAAAAACUCCCUUACAAGAAAAAUCACAGUCACAAAAGGAAAAAAUUCUGCGUGAGCAAGCAGAAUUAGGUCUUCAUCUACCUGAAGGUAGGACACCUUCAGAAAAGGAACUUAAAGCAAAAGUCAGAGCAACCACCCCACCCGUUAUUAAAGUAAAGUCAGAAAAAUUGCGUAAGGCAAAAGCUGCUGGACUUCUAACACCAUUAGAAGGUAAAUCACCGGAACAAAAAGAAAAAUAUUUGAAAGGAUUGGCCAUGCAUGGAAUUCCUUUACCAGAACCUAAAAGUAGCUCAGAAAGAAAUAUUAUGAAUAAAGUACGUGCUGAAGUCGGUCUCCCUCCAGAACCAAAAACGCGGCGAGAGAAGGAGAAGUAUAACAGAGCUGUUGCUGCUGGAAUAAUUACUCCACUGCAAGGGAAAGCACCGUCACAAAAAGAAAAAAUCAUACGAGGUCAAGCUAAAUUAGGUCUUCCAUUACCUGAAGGCCGUACACCCUCAGAAAAAUCACUUAUUAGGAAAGUAAAAGAAACAACUCCAGUAGAACCUGAAUUACCAACGAUGCCUCCAGAAGAAUUAGCAAAAUUGGACAAGAAAACAGCGAAAAAUAUGAAAGAUGGAAAAGGUCCUAGCGACGAAUGUAUUUGUCAUAUUUUAUCACCUCAUCGUUCGUCGCUUUCGAAAAAAUCUACAAAAAUAUUUAAAAUUCCCUCCGAAAAACUACGUAAAGUUAAAGAAGCUGGAUUAGUAACACCUCUUGAGGGAAAAUCUACGGCACAAAAGGAAAAAAUUAUUAAAGGGUUAGCCUUACAAGGUAUUCCACUACCAAAACCAAAAACAGAUUCCGAAAGAAAACUAAUAGAUAAAGUAAGAACUGAUCUUGGGUUACCCCCAGAACCAAAAACUAUUUCAGCAAAAAAAAUUUAUAAUAAAGCAUUAGCUGACGGUUUUAUAACACCAAUGCAAGGAAAAUCACAUGCACAAAAAGAAAAAAUUUUACGUAAACAAGCUGAGUUAGGGUUACUUUUACCUGUAGGUCGAACGCCUUCUGAAAAAAGUCUCAUAGCUAAAAUUGAGAAAACGAGUCGACCACCUUCAGAAAAAUUAAGUAAAGCCAGGGCUGCUGGCUUAUUAACGCCUUUGGAGGGAAAAACUUUUGAACAAAAGGAAAAAAAACUUAAAAACUUAGCGGAAGCUGGUUUGCCAAUACCAGAAGGAAAAACGCCUUCAGAAAGAUCGUUAAUUCGAAAAGUUGAGACUGAAUAUGGAAAACUUGCAAAAGCAAAAACAAAGUCUAAAAAAGUUGGGGAAGCAGUUGCGCGAAAGAAAGGUGGUAUUACUCAAGAGUUCGAAGAUAUCAUAAAAACAACAACGUGUGAUAGAGGUUGUGGGUGUGAUAAAAAGAAAAUAAGAUUUAAACAUAGCUAUGUAAAAAUAAGAGUUACCUCUCCUGAUAUAUCUUCUUUAUGUCCCUGUCCAGAAGAGUGUGUACCUGGAGUAAAAGGUGGAGUAUUUACUGAUAAUGAAGGUAUAAAAGUAACAGUUGGAAGAGUUACAGGCGUACCUUCUUUUUCGUCAAGAAAAUCAUUUGAUGGUGAUCACAUUUAUUUCGAAUCUAAUAACACAACGUUAUUGAAAUAUAUAUAUAUUGGUGACGACAACAGUGUUCACACUUACCCCUAUCCAAAAAGUUAUAAGAAUACUAAUAUUACUUGUUCCAAAUCUGAAACUGAAAUAAAUGUACAAAAGCGUUGUACGAAACAAUGUUAUCGUCGCAAUUAUAAAACAUGUAGUUCAUAUAACAGUAUAGAUAUUUUGAGAAAUGUUUGUAAAAAUAGUAUCUCUGCCGAAAUUAUUCAAUCUCUUGAAAAAAACUUUAAAAACUUCAAUUCAUCACAGGAGUGUUUCAUAACGAAUACUUCUAAUAAUACAAGUUUUGAAUCAAUGUAUUUAUUGAACAAAUAUUCGUCAGUAAGCUUGCUGACUUUACCUACCAGUAUUAGUAUAAUAUCGUUUUCUACAACGGUAUCAUCAUCAAAUUCGACUUUUUACAAGGACAAAAUAUCGUACACAAGCCUUAAUUUAUCUGAAUGUCUACAAAGCAUGAAUGAUUUCAAUACUUCAGAUGCCAGAGAUAAUUCAUUUGAAUGUAAUGAUUGUUAUUCCAAUACAUGUUAUUUGAUGGAAACGAAUUAUUUGGAUAAAAAGGAAUCUGCUAUAAUUCAUAAAAGUAAUAGUCUUAAUGUCCACGACUUCAUUUGCGACAUACUUUCGAAGAGACCGAUAAAUAACACGUCCUCUCUCGUCAUUGUCAUGUCAACCACCUCUGACGAACAUACUUCAAAAUAUUCUCUAGAUGAUAGAGGACAAUUGUCAACGAUUGCCAUAGAUCUAUUAGAAAACCACAAUAAUUGGAAUUAUAAGGCAAAUAGUUUACAUCAUUUUCAUGAAAAACACAGAGGUUUUAAAAUCACGAGUAAAGGAAAAAUAUGUGAAAACAACAAUACAUCAACAAUGUUGGCUGAGAGCAAUAAAAGAAAUAUGCAAAAUAAAAAAGAAAUAUAUGAAAGAAACUUACUUAUUAAUGAAUUUGAUGAACAAAAUCAUCAAACAUUUACAAGAAAUCAAAAUCAUUUUCGCAUAAUUAGUACAGAUACAACCCAGGAUAGGCCUUGUUGCUGUAAAUCAAAAGAGGGUCUCAGUCAUGAAAAACAUAAAUAUUCACAAGAAAAUAACAGAAUACGACAACCACGGCUAACGUCGACACAUUCAAACCUUGGAAUGCCAACUCCAAUUCGAUUCUGUAAGAUUCCUCCAUGCAACGAUCUUACAAAAAACAUAUAUCCCUCUAUACCAAAUUGCGUAUCUAAGAAGACUCCAUCAAAUAAUGCCACUUCCGAUACAAUAUUUAAAACAUGCGAUUGUAGCCCUGACAAGUUGAUGAAGUUGUUCGAAAAAAGUAAAAAAGAUGUGUUAUCAAAAACUUGCAACAAUCGUAGCGACGAAAUGAUUGAUGAAAAAAAACAAAUUCCCAAUGAGUACCAUGGGCCCGAGUGUAACAAAUGCAGAUCAAAUAAAUUACGCGAAGCCGGAUACGGAAAAAAAGUGAAAAAUUUAUGUCCGUGCGAACAACAUAAAAAUUUCAUAGAUCAUUCAUCAAAUGAUAUCGCUGACAAGAUCAACGACCAAAAGGGUACUUCCUCAAAAUAUCGCUGCAAAUGUAAAGAGCAGAAACAUUUCACUAAAAACAUAAUAUGUGAAUGUCCCGAACCCGAACCUGAAAUCGAUUUUAUAGAUUGGAUUGAUGAAAAACACGACAGAAAACUUAAAUCCGAUUUGACACAGACAAUAUCAGGUUUUAAAAUAAACAUACCUCGAAAAAAAACUGAUUGGGAAAAUUGGGAGUUGGAAAUGAAUUUUGAAGAGACUUUAAGGUACAUCGCAGAAAAUCUUGAGAAUGAAAGUAAACAAUAUAAUAGUGACAUAUGCUCCUGUAAAAGUGACUUAAAAUUGCAAUCAGAAAAUGUGUCAAUCGAUUGUGAAUGCCCACAAGACGCUUACACUCCAGAAGCUCAAGAAGAAAAGAUAUUUGAAGAACCAUUUACGGGUAUUAAAUUUCAUAUUAGUGGCAAAGGAUCCGGGUCCAAAGGUCUUAAUGGAAUUUUAUGUUUUUAGUUGUUGAAAAGCUUAUCCAAACCAAUUCCUAUUUAGGAACAUACAGAGUUAUGACAACUCAAAUAAUUUAUUUUAAUGUGUUACAUAUUUCAUUAAAAUAUUUUUUUAUAUAUAUAUUAGAA